Molecule: messenger RNA, 2661 nt
Organism: Polypterus senegalus (gray bichir)
Lineage: Eukaryota; Metazoa; Chordata; Cladistia; Polypteriformes; Polypteridae
Product: D-glutamate cyclase, mitochondrial-like
Exons: 14
Coding region: 422-2248 (608 amino acids)
Biological process (GO): glutamate metabolic process
Molecular function (GO): D-glutamate cyclase activity
Source: RefSeq, a predicted model, not a curated record
CGCUACCUUUAACUUCCUGUACUAUAGUAAACAUUAAUGUGUAUGUACACUACAGUUUGAGAAUUAGUUAUAUUUCAACAAGGAGACUAUCGGAUAGGCGUUUGAUUAAAAGGGUCUAAGUUCCAGUUGCAGUACAUGAGCUGAGCUCGAUUCCCCGGACUUAGAGCGACUUCUUUUGGGAACCACAGAUACAAGGCUUACAACCGGAAAGUGUUCAGCGCCGACAAAUAGAGGUCUGCAUAUAUUCUCCAUUUCUCUAUUAGGUGGUGAAAACAGAUGGAAUGGCACAGUGAGUAGAGCUGUUUCCCCACAUUACAUGGACCGCAGUUUGAUUCUUGGCUAGGAGUCUUCUGGGCUGAGUUUACGUCUCCUUCCAGUGUUUGUGUGGGGUGAUUUGUGCUAGAUUGGAGAGGAAAUAGAAAUGUCUGUUUUAGCCAGAGUAAGCAGAUUACCGCAUUCUGCAAGUUGGAUAAUAACUCAAAGAAGAGUGCUAAUGUCCAGUUACAGUACCACUGUGGCCAGAGUGUACAAGCAGCCUGGCAUUGUGAUCCUGCCAAAGCAGUUUGCUGAUGACUUUGAACAGUUCUGUUCCUUGAACAGUGGACCCCUGCCUCUGCUGUACAAAGGCCAACCAGGAGAAUGGAGCUGCUCUGACAUGCUGGGGAAAGUGGAUAUCAGGACAAGUUUCCCUCAGUACUACAAGUAUGAAGCUGGAAACCUUUGUGCCAGUCUGCCUGACUUGCUGCCACAUACAGGAGAUCUGGAAGAGAUGGUGGUUUUCAUUUUGGGUUGCAGCCCGUCUGGUGAUAUGGCAUUACAGACAGCAGACAAUUCUGCACGUCACACGUUCAGUAUUUACAAGACCACAGUGCCAUGCCAAGAAGUAAGUCCGUUCCAGUGCAACUUGCUGGUUUCCAUGAUACCUGUCCCUGAAGAGGAACUUGCUACGGCAGUCCAGAUGGAAGAUCGUCAUGGUGCCCCAGUACACAUUGGAUAUCCUGGGCUGCUUGGCAUAAACAGCCUCUCUAAACCAGGUUAUGGAGCAGCUGUGGAGCUCAAGCAAGGAGACAUCCCAGUGUUCAGGGCUUGUGGUGCCACAGCGGUAGAAGCCAUAAAAAGCUGCAAGGCACCUCUGGCCUUCACUCACGCUCCUGGCUGUGUAUACGUCUCUGAAGCGCAAGACUCCCAACACGGCCAGUUUUGUGGACCACCUGACUCCAUCCAGAGUGUGUGCAUCUCUGAGAAUCCCUUGUACUUCAGUUUGGCCUCUCCAGCUGCAGUCCAAAAGAUCAGAUCCUUGGAGGAUGCCAUCAUAACUGAUCCAGGAAACAGAGGAAUACGAGCACUGUUUGUCCAGGAUGAGCUGCUCAAAGCCUCCCUGUCCAUGUCCCAUGCCAAGUCUGUGCUUAUUACUACCGGUUUUCCUACACAUUUCAACCAGAAUCCACCAGAAGAGACAGAUGGGCCACCAGGAGCUCUGGCUAUGGCCGCCAUGCUUCAGGCCCUGGGGAAAGAGGUUGCUAUUGUGGUUGACCUGCGAGCACUGGAAAUGUUCCGAGCAAUUAUUGCAGAAGCCCUAAACCAAGGCAUUUUAAAACAACCUGUACCAAUCCUGAGCUUUCAAGAAGCGGGCCAAGAUGCAGCCAAGAGGUUCCUGUGUCUCUAUGGAGACCCCCAAUCUCCCAGGUACGACCACCUAGUGGCAGUAGAGCGUGCUGGGAGGGCCAGGGAUGGCAGCUAUUACAACAUGAGGAAAGUGAACAUUAAGCACCUGGUGGAUCCCAUUGAUGACCUGUUCAUUGCAGCAAACACCAUUCCUGGCAUCACCACGACAGGUAUUGGAGAUGGAGGGAAUGAGCUGGGAAUGGGCAAAGUGAAGGAAGCAGUGAGGAAGUGUAUGCCCAAUGGAGACCUGAUCGCAUGCGACAUAGCAGCCGACCACGCUAUUGCUUGUGGUGUCUCCAACUGGGGUGGCUAUGCCGUGGCUUGUGCCCUCUACAUCCUCAAUUGCUGUCCCAUCCAUGAACGCUACCUCCGGAAAGCUGUGGGUCUGCCCAGAUUGUCAGAGAAGCCAUUCUGGACUGAGGCUCUCCCUGUGGUCUCCAAGGAAGAACAAAUGAUGCACAUUCAAGUAAAGUUCGGCAUCCGAAGUGGUAAGACUGGAACUUUGGGAAUGGAGGUGGAUGGCCUGCCAUUUUACAGCACUCAUUCAGACAUGAUUCAGCAGCUAAGAGAUAUCACUUUGUAGUUCCUGAUAUGAGGCCAAGAAGUUUUUAGAAGAAGCAUUGGACAUUUCACUUGUUUUCCAGACUAAUACUGUAGUUGCUCAUAUUGUUUUAAUUUUUUUUCCUCAGGUGUAAGUAGCUAUAAGUUUGUAAAAUGUAAAUAGUGUGCAAAAUAGCCUGUAGUAAAUGGUGGUUUUGGGGGUUGGUUAUGGUGGACCCAUUGACUGUACUUUGAAAUUGUACUCUGGUACCAAAUAUACAGUAAUUUCUGAAUGAAGAAUGUUGUCUGCUAGAAUAUGCGUAUCUUAAGUUGAUUAUUCACAUUAUUCAUGGUGGUGAACAACAAUACAAAAAAAACCAGGCCAGCAUCACACGAAAAUGUCACUUUUCAUGACAAAUAUGCACUUACUGUCUAUUAAAGACUAAAAUGGCUCCA